Molecule: messenger RNA, 3538 nt
Organism: Schistocerca nitens (vagrant locust)
Lineage: Eukaryota; Metazoa; Arthropoda; Insecta; Orthoptera; Acrididae
Product: RNA-binding protein 25
Exons: 19
Coding region: 339-3227 (962 amino acids)
Biological process (GO): regulation of alternative mRNA splicing, via spliceosome; mRNA processing
Cellular component (GO): spliceosomal complex
Molecular function (GO): mRNA binding
Source: RefSeq, a predicted model, not a curated record
AAGAUAAUUAUGGUAGUAGUUGCGGGUUUACGUUGGAAUCUCUGCUUGGAAGUCGGCAGCCAUUGUACUGGAAUUUGUACGAAGUGCUGUGUGUUUUUGUGGUAGUGAUUCAUGUUUAUUAUGCAAACGGGCUUAUAAUAUCAGUUUCAGCUCAAAUCAUCGUCUUCAUCAACGGCAUAUUGAAUUUGAUCUUAGGUGCAUGCUCAAGCAAGGACAUGCUAUUUCUGUGAAAUGAUACACAUAACGUACUAAAAACUACAUGUAACUGAAGAGAGAUUUCUGUGCUGAAGAUAAGCCAAAUCGGCUCAGAGCCAGUAACUGGAUUUUUUUAAAAAAAGAUGUCACUAGACCACAAUAGAAUUAUCCAGGCUAAUCAGAACCUGUAUGAAGCCAGUGCUGGGAACAUACCAACUACUUACAUACCGACAUCAUCUGCAGGAAGUGUUGGGUUCAUGGUGAUGUCGUAUCCAGGGCGCCCUCCCAUGGUGCCUGGGAUCCCGCCAAUGGCACCUGCAAUGGCCAUGCCCUAUAUGCCUAUAGGAGGUCCACCACCGCUAAUGCCUGCUGUGAUGCCUAUGCCACCUCAUAUGUUGGCUGCACCACCAAUGCCUCCAAUGCCAGCGCCACCAAUAAGAACGUACAGACCGCCACAGCAACCAACUGUGACACAUCAUGCUGCACCGACAACUGUUCGACCUGCUUCAUUCACCAAAAGACAGAGUGAACCAUCUGGUCCACCUGUUACAGUAUUUGUGGGAAACAUAACUGAAAGAGCUCCAGAUGCAAUGAUAAGGCACAUUCUGGCUGCAUGUGGACAUGUUGUCUCAUGGAAGAGAGUGCAAGCCUUUGGAUUUUGUGAGUUUGGGAGUCCAGAUGCGGGCUUGAGAGCAAUUCGCUUACUUCAUGACAUGGAGAUCGGUGGAAAAAAGUUGGUGGUCAAAGUUGAUGCAAAAACAAAAACUGUUCUUGAUGAAUACAAAGCUGAAAAGCGAAAGAAGAUAAAAGGGAAGUCCCCAUUGCAAGAUGAAACACCAGAAGAUGAAGAGGACUAUAUGGAUGACAACAUGAAACAAACUGAUAAAUCUGCUCUGGAGAGAAUAAAACUUAUUAUGGAAGAUUAUGAAACAGAUAUGAAUAACUAUGCAGCUUCAUCUGCGAAGGCGGACAGAGCAAAAGCUGCAAAAAAUGAAGAACGCAAAAUGUCUCGGACACAAGAAAAAUUAAUGAAGCUUAGUCAAGGGGCUCAAGAUGUACCUAGUGCAGAUGCUCCUUUGCUGUUGGAUGAUGUGGAUAUAGAAGAGGGAAAACGUGACUUAAUAACACGAGAAAUUGGAAAAUUCAGAGAAAUCAUGAAGAAACAGGAAGAAGAGAAGGAGGUUGAACGGAAGAGAAAAGAGUUGCAGGACCGUGAGGAGCGAGACAGGAAAGAAAGGAGAGCAGCUUCAUCUUCGCGAAAUAGAUCUCGAGGCUCGGUCUCCAAAAGUCGAUCGAGGUCGAGAUCCCACAAUAGGGAUGCUACAAGAAGUCAAACACCAGACAGCUCUUAUUCUGCCAAAACUCGUUCGAAGCGAGAUAGGCAUCACUCUCAUUCAAGAGAUCGGGAAAGAGAGAGGGAGCGUGAAAAAGAGAGAGAAAAGGAAAGAGAACGAGAGCGUGAACGAGAAAAGGAGAAAGAGAGGGAGAAAGAGAGAGAAAGGGAGCGAGAGAGGGAGAGGGAAAGGGAGAGGGAGAGGGAGAGAGAAAGGGAAAGGGAGAGGGAGAGAGAAAGGGAGAGGGAGAGGGAGAGAGAAAGGGAGAGGGAGAGGGAGAGAGAUCGUGACAGAGAGAGAGAAGAGGUCCAGAGGAAGACUGACCGUGAAAUUGCAAGAGAAAGAGAAGAGGAGGAAGAAGCUAAGGAAAGGAAAAAAGCUGAAAGAAAAGCCCGCGAGAAGGAAGCUGCGUAUCAAGAAAGACUUAGAAAUUGGGAGACAAGGGAACGCCGUAAAUUCAAGGAACGUGAAAAAGAAAAAGAAAGGGAAAGGUUAAAGGAAGAAGAAAGAGAAAGAGAAGCAAAGAAGCUCAAAGAAUUUUUGGAAGAUUAUGAUGAUGAAAGAGAUGAUGCUAGGUUUUAUAAGGGUCGUGAACUCCAGAGGCGACUUGCAGAGAGGGAAAAAGAAAUAGAAAUGGAUGGUAGAGAUCGCCAGAAGGAGCAGGAGGAACUAGAGGACAUUAAAUUAAAAAUAUUCUCUGAAGAACAUGAAGACCCAACUGCAGAAUUUGAAAGGAUGAAACGUGAACGAGAAGAAGAGUACAAGCCAAAGAUCCUAAUCAAUGUGAAUCUCGAGAAUAGUAAACAGAGAGAACGUGAAAGAGAGAAAGAGAGAGACCAUGAGAAAGAGAGAGAAAGGGAAAGGGAAAGGGAACGAGAACGUGAAAGUCAGAGAGAAGUUGAAACUGAGGAAGAAGAAAGGCAUAUCACCAAUGAAGCAAGUAUAGAGUCAGCACCUCCAGAACCAUCACCACCUCCACCAGAACCAGAAGUAAGGUCUGUAGAAGAAAGUGACGAUGCAGGAGAUCGUGACCGUGAUUAUGAAGAGAGGGUCACAAACUAUGCAAGUCCUGAACCACCUGAACCACCCGCACCUGUGGAAGAAGAAAGCCAAAUGUCUGUAAUAUCUAGUGGAGCAGAGGAUAAAGCUGCUUCUUUGAAAGUGUGGCACUCUCCACAACAGCAGACAGCAGCACCUCCAAACAAGAAGAAAAAACUUGACGUGAAAGAAGUAUUCAAUACUGAUGAUGAUGAUGAUAGUAAUUUGGGGUCUGGAAAGAAGAGAAAGUUGGUGCCAUUGGAUUAUGGAGAAGAGAAGAAGAAGAAAGAGGAGAAAAAAGAAGAUAUUACAAAAUCUCAAGAAGAGAAACGGAAGCACAUAAAGACAAUAAUUGACCAAAUCCCCACUGAGAAGACAGCACUGUUUGCUUUUCAGCUAGACUGGUCGGCAGUAGAUAAUCAUCUAAUGGAAAGGAGGAUACGACCUUGGAUUAACAAAAAAAUUAUAGAAUAUAUAGGUGAACCAGAACCUACAUUAGUUGACUUCAUUUGUUCGAAGGUUUUGGCAGGUAGUGCACCACAAGGCAUUCUGGACGAUGUUCAAAUGGUUCUCGAUGAAGAAGCGGAAGUGUUUGUUGUUAAAAUGUGGCGGUUACUGAUAUAUGAAAUAGAAGCAAAGAAAUUAGGACUUGUAAAAUGAACAUUUUAGACAAUAAAUUUGUACAAAGUGUAUGUAGGAAGACUUCAGACAGUGAAGAAAAAUGACAUGAAAAACUAGUGCAGAUUGAAUUGAACAGUGACUGGUUCUGCCACUUGCGUGUUUUGGGUGAUGACUGAAUGAUGUUUCUUGACUGUGGGGAUUGUGCAUUGGUACUUCCCCUAGGAACUGUGCCAACCCGACUGUGAAAUGUAUAUAAAAAUGCUAAUGUGGGUUGUAUUUAAAUUUUGUAAUUUAAUUUUUUCAUUUUGAUUCAAGAUUGCACAUUGUGAUCAAUAUAGAAACUUUUGUAA